AUGGAACCUAACAUCUGUACCCACCGAUAUCACGCGAUCCAGACAAAUCUUCAAAGGUGCGAACUAGCCACGGCCGAAUUUAUAACAGAGGCAACCAAGCGAGAGAUAUCUUUUGCUCUGGUUCAAGAGCCCUAUAUCGGUCGAAUUGGUCAAAUGAAGAAUUACUCGGGGACGAGAAUAGCACAAAGCUACAGAAGCCAGAACACUGAAAAAGUGAUUAAGGCAGCUAUUGUGCUAUUCAAUGACACCAUUGAUAUGACCCAAUGCCCCGGCCUAACAACAGAGAAUAUUGCAGGCGCUAAGCUGAGCACCGGGGCAUGGGACUUGGGGGUGGUGUCUGUCUACCUAGAGGGCGAUACACCAAUCGACCCUUAUCUAGAAAUGAUCGAUGCGGCCGUGGUGGGUCUACGGACAAGACACGUGAUACUAGAUGUAAAUGCAUGGAACACCUGGUGGGGAAGCCGGAAAACAGACAGCAGAGGAAUAGAGGUCGCCGCAAAACUUGAUCAACUAGAAUUCCAUAUUCUGAACAGGGGGACUGAGCUCACUUUUGAUACAUAUAGAGGUGGGAAGAGGUUCUCCAGCUGCGUGGACAUAACUAACUGCUCGACUAGCCUACUCGGAAGGAUGAACAACUGGAGACUAUCCGACGAAAUAACCAGUUCGGACCACAGGGCGGAUUGCCCUGUGGUCCGAACUGGUUUUUUUUGA
Parnassius mnemosyne (clouded apollo) is the source of this 711-nucleotide messenger RNA. The record is from the annotation of a GenBank genome assembly. NCBI's taxonomy places the organism in Eukaryota, Metazoa, Arthropoda, Insecta, Lepidoptera, Papilionidae.